AUGAUCUCCCGACUGUCGCUUGUCUUGCGCCUGGCUGUCACAUUCUAUACCGCGCUCGCAUCGGCAGCAGCUCAAGACCCAUCGUCCGGGUACCGGGUAGGCGAAAGCAUUCCUGUCAGCUGUCUGAACCGAACAAUCGACACGGGCGAGCACAUCACCGACGAAACGACAGGCCAACUCUCGUAUAUUCCCGCCUUCACAUGCAACGAGACCGGACGACCCCUCGAGCUGGUAUUUGGGGUGGAAAAGGACAUCAACUGCACCAUUGACUUCAUCGACGAUUCCUUCUUCCACCUCCUCGAAUUCUAUGUCCACAACGACGCRCCGUUGACAUGUCGAGUACCCACGCAACCUCUCCCUCCGGCUGUACUGAAAGAUGAGUUUGAAAAGGGAACAAAGGACCAGACAGAUGGGCAGGGCAGUUUGAGCGAGAUAUACACGCCCAUGAUAAUUGCUUUGACGGGGACACUGCAGCUCAGUCAUCUGCAUAUCAGCACAAGCAUGAACAUGCUGCUUCAUGCCGCACCGAAAUCGGUUGCGCCGGGCACCAUUGCUGCGGCGACCGCCUACUCCAUAUCACGGGAUCCUCCCAGCCGUGUGGUCAUUGGAGAUCCGCUACCACUGAGGUUCAGCGUCCGGUGGUAUCCGAACACGCAGCUGCCUUCAGGCUGGGCAGGCGUGGGAGGGCAUUUUACGUUCAGUACGCUGGUGUACUGCAUGACCUCGGCGAUGUUGUCUGCURCUUUUUGCGUGGCAUACUUCAGAGGCGUGGAGCUACCGAGGAGGCUCAAGAGCCAUGGAAAGGAUCGGCUGGGCGGAGUGGAGCGUGGUGGGCUGGGAAGCUACGGUCUCGUUAAUGGCGCGAACGGAUAUGGAGCACCCGUGUCAAAUGGCUAUGGCGGGUAUGGGAUUGGAAAGCGGGAUUGA
Molecule: messenger RNA, 927 nt
Organism: Ramularia collo-cygni
Lineage: Eukaryota; Fungi; Ascomycota; Dothideomycetes; Mycosphaerellales; Mycosphaerellaceae
Exons: 2
Coding region: 1-927 (308 amino acids)
Source: RefSeq, a predicted model, not a curated record